AUGCGUGUCCCGAAGCUGGAGCAGCAAGCCUGGUGUGAGGACGAGACCGCCACGCCGAACAAGUCUGCUGGUGCAUCUGGCCCGUCGUUAAAGUCCACCACUGCCAGAACUACAGCGGCGGCGGCCACGGAUCCCCAACACGAGCGAACCGCACUCGAGGCCUUGAUUGCCAGCCUGGAAAAGGACCGCGACGACGCCCUCGACGCCGCCGUGGCCGCCUACCUCGACCGCCUGCGCGGGCUGUCCCUCGCCGGGCCCGGAGGCGCGCCGGCGGCCGCGUACGACCGGCUCGUCGAGCAGUUUGAGCACGACCUGAGGGUCGUGGAUGAGCACCAGCGCAGGGUGGACACGUGGACGGGGUACCAGCAGCACAGCGGAGCGUAA
Molecule: messenger RNA, 384 nt
Organism: Apiotrichum porosum
Lineage: Eukaryota; Fungi; Basidiomycota; Tremellomycetes; Trichosporonales; Trichosporonaceae
Exons: 3
Coding region: 1-384 (127 amino acids)
Source: RefSeq, a predicted model, not a curated record